Molecule: messenger RNA, 801 nt
Organism: Armigeres subalbatus
Lineage: Eukaryota; Metazoa; Arthropoda; Insecta; Diptera; Culicidae
Exons: 1
Coding region: 1-801 (266 amino acids)
Biological process (GO): DNA integration
Molecular function (GO): nucleic acid binding
Source: RefSeq, a predicted model, not a curated record
AUGCAAACGGAUAAUGGACCACCCUUUCAAAGUGCAGCGUUUGUCGAGUUCUGGAAGGAUAAAGGGAUUGAUAUUAGAAAGUCCAUACCAUUAAGUCCUCAAUCCAACGGAGCUGUCGAGAGGCAGAAUCAGGGAAUCUUAAAAGCGUUAUCUGCCUCUAAACUUGAUGGUCGAAAUUGGCGCAAUGCACUGCAGGAAUACGUCCAUCGUCACAAUACGUUGGUUCCUCACUCAAGACUUGCGGUGACACCAUUUGAGCUGAUGGUGGGCUGGAAGCAUCGCGGCACAUUCCCCAGCCUGUGGAGUAGCCCCUUCAACGAGAAAUUGGAUCGAGCAGAAGUUGCGGAUAGGGAUGCAGAUUCGAAGCAUUUGAGUAAGCUGUACGCAGAUUCAGUAAGAGGCGCCAAGGAGUCCGACAUCAAAAUCGGUGAUGUGGUGUUGCUUGCUCAUCAGAAGCGAUCAAAAACGGACCCUACAUUUUCAUCGGAGCGUUUCAGAGUAGUAGCUAAAGAGGGAGCGAAAGUGGUUAUUAUGAGUAAUACAGGAGUACAAUAUGCCCGAAAUGUACGGGAAGUGAAAAUAGCUCCGGAUCUCGAAGCAAUUCGGGAAACAAACGAUGAUCUUGAUAACUCGGCGGAUGGCGACGGAAUUUCAAAUUUUGAAAACGUUGAUGCGACUUCGGAGAAUGUCAGCUCUGCUUUAACAGACCGGAAGAAUGAACAACGAGCGCUUCGCAAUCGCAACUUUGUGAAACGACCAUCAAGGUUCGACGACAAGUUUGUGUACCGUGUGUUUCACUAG